Molecule: messenger RNA, 2928 nt
Organism: Amoebophrya sp. A25
Lineage: Eukaryota; Dinophyceae; Syndiniales; Amoebophryaceae
Source: the annotation of a GenBank genome assembly
CUCGCCUGAGGAGCAAUCGGGUCUUAGUGGCAUGCUACUUCAGUCCGACAGGGAUGAGGAUCCAUUUUGUACUUUAUGGCUUUGAGUUAGAGUUCAAAUAAAACACAAUUAACUUCGAUCUUGUUGUACUAGUACUUCCACUCGUCAGGCCAUCAAUGAUGAAAAGUGUGGCCGUGUUCCUGCUAUCCUGAGAAGCCCUAGUACAACUACAAAAACAUUGCUUCCACCUUUCAUAUCUCUUUAUGACGGUUUUGCUGGACGUUUUGGACCGAGCCCAGCAAAUUGUAGUUGAGGACGAGGACCACAAACAAGAUGGAAACAGUGAAGAUAUUGAGAUGGAAAAAACUGAUCAUAGCGAAGGACUGAUGAAACCGUUCCUGCACGCUUUGUUGAACAGGGGACCCAACAUCGACAACGAGAUGCUACCUAGCCAAUUGUGGCGAUUCAUUCUCGAAAGUUAAGGCGCUCGUGAGAACCUUGACGUUGACAAGAAUACUUCCAUCACUCUGUUAUUUCUGUUGUCUUCCGGUCAUCAGGACUCUUUCUCCUCUUCUAUUGUCAGCCGAACCUUUCGACUCUUUCUUCUCUUCUAAUCUUGACAACGCACAGCAAACCGACCACGCCGCAUGCAUCUGGUGACAAGAGAUGGUUUGUGCGCGAUCUGCAUGGAUCACCCUGUGAAUCACAUCUCGAUGCCGUGUGGUCAUGCGGCGACGUGUCUGCCUUGCCGACAAAGGCUUUUUUCGUUUGAUGGGACGACGAGCAACGAGGAUCGAAGGCGAGCAGUUAUGAGGUGGUUUAGCAUGACAUUUGAUGAAUCUCCGACCAUUUUCGAACCCUUUGUGCAUGCCUGCUACAGAACUCUCUUUCUUUUUUUCGCGUCUUUUAAUCAAGAGGUAAAACAAUCAAAACCUGCAGCUGCAUAGAAGUCUAGAAUGUUUCUCACAAUUGGAUCACCAUCAAUUUCACUGGUCUUGCUUUGUUCAUUUUUUCACCGACGCGCCCACCACAGUGUCCUGUGUGCAAGGCCGGGCUUAGCCAGACAGUCGCCUGGUUUGGAUGCAGACACUCUGGGACUAAAAUUCCCAGCUGUCAGAAAUAAGCGGAUGCAUGCGUCUAGCGUAUAAAUCAUCAAAGAACUUCGUGCUUUCCCGGAAAGAGCACAUCUUGCAUCGUGCGACAAGAUCAUCGUAGUGUUGGACUCGUUUCGAAGAGUUCGGGCAGUGCGUAGUGGUUUAAGUUUGCAAAAAAUGGUUUCGAAUACAUGAGCUAAGUAUGUUGGACAACGGCUCCUGCCAACGGAAUAUAUCAGCGUCGCGGCUAGUGCGAGGUAUCUUCCAGUAAUUAUCAUGCUGCGAUGAAGUCCAAAAUUGAGGUGUAAAUUUCUUGCAUUGAUGUCCCACCUGGAUUUCGGUAUCCUGGAAAAUCCCUGCUCCGCCUAACGAAAUAUAUACUUAGACGCAGAAUAUUUAUGAAGAUGAAUGCGUUUUUUGUGCUCUUCUAAACAUACACUUACAUCAUGGUAGGUCUAGAUGUAGAUGGUGCAACAAGAAUAACAUUAUGAAUAUAUAGGAGAAAAUUCAACUAAGGACUGCAAAAAUCCGGACAAAAUUCAAUCUUCUCGGGCAUGAUACGAAUCCGCAGAACACUCGCCGCCUACUGCGCUCCCUUCUGGAAAACCCUCACCCAAUUGCGAGCCAAGAACCUCGGGCGCCCUCCAAAUCCCCGCGCCCCUCCAGAAUCCCCCCGCAUACAUUUGCAGGCUGGUGCGGUGGACUCUGGAGGGGCGCGGGGAAUCACAUAAAACGAAACCAAAAGACAGAAAAACCAAGAGAGAGCAAGUUGCAAAAGUCGCUAAGCGAAGCACUUCCAGGACGAGGAGGCGACAAUAGUGACCGUUUUUGUGCAGUUCUUAGUUGACUUAGCGCCAUUCUAAUCAGCCAUCUGCGGAAGCACCAGAGGCACAGCGAGCACGCCACACCAUCGAAACUUAACAAAAAGAGGAGGCGCGAGCCCUUUGGAACUCAAGCGGCAACCGGUCCAGCCCUUCUUGAGAAAUGCCACGAAAUUGAAUAAACCUCUCUAUUGUUUGCCGCUUUCCUGCUCGCAAGGCCAUUUUUGGAAAAAAAUCUGAAGACAUCUUUUCACUUUUUUCAUCAAAAAUGGCCUAGCGAGCAGGAAAGCGGCAAACAAUAGAGAGGUUUAUUCAAUUCUGGCGAAACCCCCGCAAACUUCCCCGCUGAAAUACUUCAAAAGAGUGCGAACAACGCCAGCAAACCCCCCCGACAAUCUGCGCACAAACGGCGGCGCGCGUGAGUGGUCUGACCAUUUGAAGGCGGCAGCGCGUCGCUUCUCUUUGUAACUAAUCCCACCCGGCGCGAGAGCUUCGGGGCGCCGGGUGGUCAAAAGUCCAACACUUAACAACAUGAAAAGACCCAAGAACGAAGAACCUCGGGCGGAGUGUCUCAAACCUUUCCGAUUAUGGCGAAAAAUUCGACCACAGACAAGUGGAGUUAGAAUGGAGAAAAUUCAACUAAGGACUGCAAAAAUCCGGACAAAAUUCAAUCUUCUCGGGCAUGAUACGAAUCCGCAGAACACUCGCCGCCUACUGCGCUCCCUUCUGGAAAACCCUCACCCAAUUGCGAGCCAAGAACCUCGGGCGCCCUCCAAAUCCCCGCGCCCCUCCAGAAUCCCCCAGCAUACAUUUGCAGGCUGGUGCGGUGGACUCUGGAGGGGCGCGGGGAAUCACAUAAAACGAAACCAAAAGACAGAAAAACCAAGAGAGAGCAAGUUGCAAAAGUCGCUAAGCGAAGCACUUCCAGGACGAGGAGGCGACAAUAGUGACCGUUUUUGUGCAGUUCUUAGUUGACUUAACGCCAUAGUAAUACUGAUGAUGCUUACCGCCACCUGGCAGUGGAGAUGAACAAC